Anthonomus grandis grandis is the source of this 1892-nucleotide messenger RNA. Its product is annotated as calphotin-like. The record is from RefSeq and is a predicted model, not a curated record. NCBI's taxonomy places the organism in Eukaryota, Metazoa, Arthropoda, Insecta, Coleoptera, Curculionidae. Bases 154 to 1710 code for a protein of 518 amino acids. The transcript has 8 exons.
AUCAACUAAUUCGAGAAAAAUGUAACGAGCCAACAAGGAUAAAGUAGCGGUAUAAGGUCGAACUAUAUUCAAAAGUCGCACUAGUUUGUCAUUUCACUUUAUCCCGUUCCUGGUCUGUGUUGUUUUUCUUGUGGUUCCCGGGAAGAUUUAUAGAUGAAAUUAUUAGUGGUGAUCCUCUUAAUUGGGGCCUGCCAUUCCGCCCCUCAUGAAGGCCUUCCUCUUCUCAACCCCGGAGGUAUCGGAGGAGUCUUCAAGGGUCCAAACUCGGAAACCAUCAUCCAAGGACCUGACGGCAGUCAAAUCACUUCGAAAGAGGAAAGCGGAUCUAUCGUACAAAAUGACGGAUUAGCCAGCAGCCCCAUUAUUGUUGCUGAGUCAGAGAUAGCGUUACCAGCUCCGGUACUCUCCGAAGAGCUUCUCGCUCCAUCUGUAGGACCAAUAAUCUCAUCUACAGGAGCUCCCAUAAUAUCUUCGGUAUCUCCAGAACUCCUUACAGGUGAAAUAGAUCCUCAAAGGUUAGACAUUGCACCACUGCCUCAGGUACCUAUCGAGCAAGUGGUGCCUCUCGCAGGCAAACCAAUUGAAAUAGUAGAGCAAGAUCCCCAUAUCGUAGAAACGGAGAUAAUUGAGGCUCCUGAAGUUGAACCAGAGCAAAGUUCCGACCUCCAGGGACCAUCUGGAAGGAUAAUCACUAAAGGUUCUGCCUCUAUUGUAUCCGGGCCAGCGUCAACCACAAUUACUGAGCCUAGAAAGAUCAUUUUUGCCCCACCGAAGAUCAACAUCCCUAUAGUAGAGGCUCCGUUACCAGUAGCUCCACUACCAAUAGCUGCAGUAUCUACCGUAUCACCCUUACCAGUAGUGGUUGCUUCUACAGUAACUCCACUGCCAACUGUUUCCUUGGAGUCCAGAUCUACGCUUGUUCCUGACGGCUUAAGCUACUCGAGUACCCCUGCCUCUAUUGACUUAGGAUAUUCUACUAGCAUUGCUCCUAACUUAGGAUCUGCAGUGUCUACUGUUGGAUAUGAUUCUAGUAGGAUUGAUCUAGGUGGGGGAGACCUUGGGCAAUCAAUACCAGUAUUGAGCCUCAGUGCAUCCAAUGGCAUAAUUAAUGGACAAAACCUAGGAGCCGUAGGUGCUAUUUCUACCACUGAAGCCCCCGUUUUGUCUAGCACUCUUAGUGCUAUAUCUACUGAGGGCUAUCAGAUUUCGGAGAACCACCCAGUACCUUCAGCUUAUCUGUCAGCACCGGCUGUACCCACUGUAAUUCCAGAUGGCUUUUCAACUGCUGCCAAUAUUCAGAAGAUACCGAGGAUAGAGCAGUCUCUUGCUGUAGAUGAUAGAAUAGAUAUGGGCUAUCCGCAGUACACAAGACCCUCGCCACGACCCUAUAGACUCCCUCAGGUGUUGGGAGAUGCCUUGUCAAACUUUUAUGCCAAAAAUUCUCUAAGAAAUAACGAAAACCUUAUUGGAAUCGAUGAUAAAAUGGGUGAAUUAACCCAAAACGAAAUAUCCAAAUACGAUCCAAGAUCUUACCUAAACUCGCCAGACCUCGCACAAUCCAAAUAUCUUGGACCCGCUUUGGCCAGAAACGGUUUGGACCCCUCUCAAGUUCAACUCGACGAAGUGCCACUGUCAAGUGUAACCAGGUUUGCCGACGGCGCAUAUAAAUCCAAUAUAAGAUACGGACGUCAUGCAAAAGGAAAAAAUUAAUGUUACUUUAUUAUAAUUAAAGUUAUGAGGCACUAGUCAUAAAUUUAUUAGAGUGAGGGCAUUAGCUAAUAAAUUUUUAUAUUUAGUGUAAGUUUGUAUAUAAACGUUCUUCUAUCUAUAGUGUUAGGAUACUUUUUAACGUACAAAACUUAAUUAAUAUAUUAGAGGCAGAUUAAAAGCAA